Cannabis sativa is the source of this 501-nucleotide messenger RNA. RefSeq names its product ethylene-responsive transcription factor ABI4-like. Gene Ontology annotation, cellular component: nucleus. The record is from RefSeq and is a predicted model, not a curated record. The transcript has a single exon. Gene Ontology annotation, molecular function: DNA-binding transcription factor activity; transcription cis-regulatory region binding. Bases 1 to 501 code for a protein of 166 amino acids. Gene Ontology annotation, biological process: response to stress; positive regulation of DNA-templated transcription. Lineage: Eukaryota; Viridiplantae; Streptophyta; Magnoliopsida; Rosales; Cannabaceae.
AUGGACUCCUCUUCUUCGUCAACCUCAUCCCAACCCGGUCCCCAUCUCCACACCACUAAUACCACUACUACUACUACUGCAGAAGCUGUACCCACCGGCGAUACUACUUGUACAGCUACUGCCAAGAAAGAACACACGAAAAGCAAAGGCAAAGGUGGCCCAAACAAUAAUAAAUUCCGUUACAGAGGAGUGAGGCAACGCAGCUGGGGAAAAUGGGUAGCCGAGAUCCGCGAGCCUAGGAAACGAACCAGGAAAUGGCUAGGAACGUUCGCUACCGCCGAAGAUGUCACACGUGCCUACGACAGAGCUGCCAUCAUUCUUUACGGCUCACACACACAGCUUAAUCUCCAGCCCUGUGGCUCAUCCUCUCAAUCGUCGUCUUCGGAUAAAGGAUCUUCUUCUUCUUCAACCUCUUCGUCAACUUCUUCUUCUUCUACUCAGACCUUUUUCCUUUGCUCCCUCGCCCAAUUAAUAACCCCAAUUAAUGUUGAACAGAACUGA